GUCUGAGGGUCGGACUCCACGUCAGGCUGUCUCUGGCCUGUCCCCUCAGUUCCCAGGUGCCAUGAGGAAGCCUCGUCGGAAGUCCCGGCAGAAUGCCGAGGGCCGGCGUUCCCCGUCCCCCUACAGUCUCAAGUGCUCACCCACCCGGGAGACCCUGACAUAUGCCCAGGCCCAGCGGAUUGUCGAGGUAGACAUUGAUGGACGCCUGCAUCGUAUCAGCAUCUAUGACCCACUCAAAAUCAUUACUGAAGAUGAGCUAACUGCCCAGGAUAUCACCGAAUGCAAUAGUAACAAGGAAAACAGUGAACAGCCUCAGUUCCCUGGCAAGUCCAAGAAACCCUCAUCCAAGGGCAAAAAGAAGGAAUCCUGCUCCAAGCAUGCAUCUGGUACUUCCUUCCACCUCCCACAGCCCAGCUUCCGUAUGGUGGACUCAGGCAUCCAGCCAGAAGCACCCCCGCUGCCUGCUGCCUACUACCGCUACAUUGAGAAGCCACCUGAAGACCUGGAUGCAGAGGUAGAGUAUGACAUGGAUGAGGAGGACCUUGCCUGGCUGGACAUGGUGAAUGAAAAACGGCGAGUAGAUGGGCACAGUUUGGUGUCUGCAGAUACCUUUGAGCUGCUGGUAGACCGGCUUGAGAAAGAGUCAUACUUGGAGAGUCGCAGCAGUGGGGCCCAACAGUCACUCAUCGAUGAAGACGCUUUCUGCUGUGUGUGCCUGGAUGAUGAAUGUCACAAUAGCAAUGUUAUUCUCUUCUGUGACAUCUGCAACCUGGCUGUACACCAGGAGUGCUAUGGCGUCCCAUACAUCCCUGAGGGCCAGUGGCUAUGCCGCUGCUGCCUGCAGUCUCCCUCCCGGCCUGUGGAUUGCAUCCUUUGCCCCAAUAAGGGUGGCGCCUUCAAACAGACCAGUGAUGGGCACUGGGCCCAUGUGGUGUGUGCCAUCUGGAUCCCUGAAGUCUGCUUUGCUAACACCGUGUUCUUGGAACCUAUUGAGGGCAUUGACAAUAUCCCGCCUGCCCGCUGGAAACUAACCUGCUAUAUCUGCAAGCAGAAAGGGCUAGGUGCAGCCAUCCAGUGCCAUAAGGUGAACUGCUACACAGCAUUCCAUGUGACAUGUGCACAGCGGGCUGGGCUCUUCAUGAAGAUUGAGCCCAUGCGCGAAACCAGCCUCAAUGGCACCAUCUUUACAGUGCGCAAGACUGCCUACUGUGAGGCCCACUCGCCACCAGGUGCGGCCACUGCUAGGAGGAAGGGCGACUCCCCUAGAAGCAUCAGUGAGACUGGCGAUGAGGAAGGGCUGAAGGAGGGUGAUGGAGAGGAGGAAGAAGAGGAAGAGGUGGAGGAAGAAGAGCAGGAAGCUCAAGGCGGGGUGAGUGGCUCCCUCAAGGGAGUGCCCAAGAAAAGCAAGAUGAGUUUGAAGCAGAAGAUCAAGAAGGAGCCAGAGGAAGCAGGCCAAGACACACCCUCCACUCUCCCCAUGCUUGCUGUCCCACAGAUACCCUCUUACAGGUUGAACAAGAUCUGUAGUGGUCUCUCCUUUCAGAGGAAAAACCAGUUUAUGCAGCGGCUUCACAAUUAUUGGCUGUUGAAGCGGCAGGCACGGAAUGGUGUCCCUCUUAUCCGGCGCUUGCACUCCCAUCUGCAGUCCCAAAGAAACGCUGAGCAGCGAGAGCAGGAUGAGAAGACAAGUGCAGUGAAGGAGGAGCUGAAGUAUUGGCAGAAGCUCCGGCAUGACUUGGAGCGGGCGCGGCUGCUGAUUGAGCUGAUUCGGAAGAGAGAGAAGCUCAAACGAGAGCAGGUCAAAGUCCAGCAGGCUGCCAUGGAGCUGGAGCUGAUGCCAUUCAAUGUUCUGUUGAGGACAACACUGGACCUGCUGCAGGAGAAGGAUCCUGCACACAUCUUCGCAGAACCAGUCAACUUGAGUGAGGUUCCAGAUUACCUGGAAUUCAUAUCCAAGCCAAUGGAUUUUUCUACUAUGAGGCGGAAGCUGGAGUCCCACCUGUACCGCACCUUGGAGGAGUUUGAGGAGGACUUUAACCUUAUAGUUACCAACUGCAUGAAGUAUAAUGCUAAAGACACAAUUUUCCACCGAGCAGCUGUCCGCCUGCGGGACCUGGGAGGGGCCAUCCUACGGCACGCCCGGCGGCAGGCAGAGAACAUCGGCUAUGACCCCGAGAGGGGCACUCACCUGCCCGAGUCACCCAAAUUGGAAGACUUUUACCGCUUCUCCUGGGAAGACGUGGACAACAUCCUCAUCCCAGAGAACCGGGCCCAUUUGUCCCCAGAGGUGCAGCUGAAGGAGCUGCUGGAGAAACUGGACCUGGUGAGCGCCAUGCGGUCCAGUGGGGCCCGCACCCGUCGUGUCCGCCUGCUACGCCGGGAGAUCAAUGCCCUUCGGCAGAAGCUGGCACAGCCACCACCACCACAGCCACCAUCACUCAACAAGACAGUAUCCAAUGGGGAGCUGCCAGCAGGGCCCCAGGGGGAUGCAGCUGUGCUGGAGCAGGCCUUGCAGGAGGAGCCAGAAGACGAUGGGGACAGAGAUGACUCCAAACUGCCUCCUCCGCCAACCCUGGAGCCCACUGGGCCUGCACCUUCCUUGUCUGAGCAAGAAUCCCCCCCGGAGCCCCCUACUCUGAAACCCAUUAAUGAUAGCAAACCUCCAAGCAGGUUCCUAAAGCCCAGAAAGGUGGAAGAAGAUGAGCUCUUGGAAAAAUCACCACUGCAGCUAGGGAAUGAGCCUUUGCAACGCUUGCUCAGUGACAAUGGCAUCAACAGACUAUCCCUCAUGGCCCCUGACACCCCGGCCGGUACCCCACUUAGUGGUGUGGGUCGCCGCACAUCAGUCCUCUUCAAGAAGGCCAAGAAUGGGGUUAAGCUACAGAGAAGCCCAGACAGGGUCCUGGAGAAUGGCGAGGACCAUGGUGUGGCAGGCUCUCCUGCCUCUCCAGCCAGCAUCGAGGAAGAGCGCCACUCCCGGAAGCGGCCAAGGAGCAGGAGCUGUAGUGAGAGCGAAGGGGAGAGGUCCCCCCAGCAGGAGGAAGAGACAGGCAUGACCAACGGCUUUGGAAAACACACCGAAAGCGGGUCUGACUCUGAAUGUAGUUUGGGUCUCAGUGGUGGACUGGCAUUUGAAGCUUGCAGUGGUCUGACGCCCCCCAAACGCAGCCGUGGGAAGCCAGCCCUGUCUCGAGUGCCCUUCCUGGAAGGUGUGAACGGAGACUCUGACUACAAUGGCUCAGGCAGAAGCCUCCUGCUGCCCUUUGAAGACCGCGGAGACCUGGAGCCCUUGGAGCUGGUGUGGGCCAAGUGCCGAGGCUACCCCUCCUACCCUGCCUUGAUCAUCGAUCCCAAGAUGCCCCGGGAGGGCCUCCUGCACAAUGGCGUUCCCAUCCCUGUCCCCCCGCUGGACGUGCUGAAGCUGGGAGAGCAGAAACAGGCAGAGGCUGGAGAGAAGCUCUUCCUUGUCCUCUUCUUUGACAACAAGCGCACCUGAUGAGGAAGUUGAGGCUCAGAAAGUCCAGACCCUGUAGCCAGAACUAAGAUACAAAACAAGAUCUUGCUCCAAAGGCUGUAUCCUUAGCCACAUGUUAUAUUCACCCGGGGAGCUUUAAAAACACAUACACAGUGUGCAGGUCCCACCACAGAUGAGUUUAUCAGUUCCUGGCAUCAGCUCUACUUCCUAGCCAUCGCCCCCUAAUUCUCCAACGCAAGGCGAGGCUCAGAGCCCUCCAGGGUGGCUCAGCUGGCCCCAGAGGGCAGCAGGUGGGCCUUUCUUAGCCUAUGGACCCUUACAACUCUCCAAACAGAGUAAGGGCCCAGAGAAGGACCUAGCUGCAAAAUUGAUUCCAUGCCAUUCCCCCACCCGACUCCUGCAUAUCCUGCUUGCUGUCCUCACCUGCUAGGUUCUUGGUGGCCUCCUGCAUGGAGUCCCCCAAUUUGCUUCCCUCUGCCCUGUACCCUCUCCCUGGCUUUGCUGGUCCUGGCCAAGUGGGGCCACAGGAGCCCGAGCCCCCUGUGAGACCCACUACUGCCCAGCCUCUUACUGUGCUUGCAUUUCAGGCAGUGGCUUCCAAGGGACAAAGUCCUGCCCUUGGGUGUGGAAGACACCGUGGACAAGCUCAAGAUGCUGGAAGGCCGCAAGACCAGCAUCCGCAAGUCAGUGCAGGUGGCCUAUGACCGUGCGAUGAUCCACCUGAGCAGAGUCCGGGGGCCCCACUCCUUCGUCACUUCCAGCUACCUGUAAGGGCAGGGCUGGGCCUGCAUCCGCUUGCCCUGCCUCCAUCCCGCAGGGCACAGAGAAGCCUCUUCUGCCCCUGCCAGAUGUAUGGCCGGCAGCUUCCCCCUCUCAUGGUAGGCCAGGGACUGGGCUUUCUCCCCACUAAGGGCAAGGCCCCAGUUUUGACCAAUCGCAUGGUUCUCCUGGCAGGCCUGCUGUGUGCCAAAAACUCCCACCCAAGGUCCCUCAGGGGAUAUUUCACUGAAGAACCAGUUAGAAGUAGAAACAGCUGUGGGGCUUGGGCCCAGCUUAGGAGAUUGCCCAGAUGGCAAGAGGUCCUGGGCUCCUUCUUGAGGGGCUGCCUGGCCCGCUCCAUCCUACUCCCACUAACUACACCUCAGGGCGGGUGAGGUUCCGACACUGAUCCCAGAGAUGCCGUGGAUACGCCAGGGUCCCAGGGGGAAUCUCCCCAAGCUCACACUCUCUCCCGCUUAUCGCCUAUUCUCACACCUCUUCUCGGUCCCAUCUUCUGCACCCAUUGCCCAGUCUUGCUUUCUCUUUCCCAUAUUCCUUUUCUUUUUCUCUUGUGCCAAACUGACAGAAACCGUCACCACACUGGUCUUUUUCUUUAAUGUCUCAUUCCCCUUGAGGCCAGCUGCUAUGCCAGGUGGUGUCUCUGCCAGGCUCCUCAGGCCCAGACAGAGGCCAGCCCACAACCUAUGACCCCCUCCCCCAGGACACCACCUCCCACCCACAGACCUUCCCUUUAGCUGUUGACACAACUUCCCAGCUCUGCAAGUGUGCCCCCUGGAUCAAGGCGGGUCCCCUCUUGUUUUUUUCUUUGCUGCCACGAGGUGGUCCAAGCCUUCAGGGUGGGCUCCUAUCAGGCUGGGUGUGCGAGUGUCCAUCUGUCCACAUGGAUGUCGAGGGUGGUUUGUGUGGAGCUGUGCUCGUCAGCUGGGUCUGCCCUCUUCCCCCUUUUCUCCUUCUUCUCUCCUCAUGGACUUUUUCUGCAAUUGCAGUCUUAAGCUUCACUCUCCACCACCUGGAUGGCAUGGCGCCUGCCACCAAACAUCUUCCUGGCCUGCGCUCUGCCCUGCCCUGCCUAGCCUCUGCUACUCCCACUUCCCAACUCCAGGGAAUGCAUUACUUUUAUUUCAAACCCUCUGCCUCCUUCCUUCUUUCUCUUCAACCCCCUCCCCACCUUCACCUUCUCAAAAAUGGAAGGAAAAAAAAACUGUGAAUGGGGAAUGCUGACUGACAAACCAACACAACUUUCAGAGGCUUCAGUGUCUGUUCUCUGGACAUUUCUUUUCACCUCCUGAGCACCAAAGUCGCAGGGCCAGUUGCAGGCCGCUGAUUGCCAUGUUGAUUUUUAACCUGAUAUUCUUUUUAAUUGUUUUAAAUUUUUCAUAGGGGAGUUUUGGACAAAACAGUCACUGGGGAGAUCACUGCCAUUUUUACACACUUGACUUUUUAAAAAUACAACCAACCAACCACCACAACUUCUUAUACAUUUGGGACAUGAGCCAGAGUUUAAAAGGGAACCAACAAAACACUAUAACUUAAAAGGAUGGGGUUUUGGAUUUUGUAUAAUAAUAAAAACAAUACAGCAUAUGGCUAGGGAAGGACAUGGUGUAUAUAAUUGUAAAAUACUGUUCUAAAUUAUUCAGGCCUAUAGUUUCCAUUACUGGAGUCCUCCAUUGUGUGGCCACACAGUGUCGUUGAUUUAAAGGAGCCAGUGCUUCCCCUCUCCCCAGGUAGUUGGUCAGCUGUGGACUCUGUGACCUUUGUCUAAACCUGUGUUGUAAGAUCUUGGGACUUCCUCUCUUUCUAUGUCUAUCUCUUCCCCCCAACACUUUCUCUUCUUAGUCUCUCUCUUUAUUUUUCAAUCUCUGAAUAUUUUAGUCUCUCUCUGAGUCUCAUUUUUUAAAAUGCUCUUUUAGAACGGGAAACGGCUCAGAUCCUGCUGUGGCACGGGGCCUAUGUGUCUCUGUCGCGUCUGCUGUGAAGCACAUGAUGCUCUAUUUAUUGUAGAGAGUGACUUUAUUUGCUUUCUAGAAUUGUUUAUAACAGAUGGUAUAAGAGAGGUAAUAAACAGAGAAAAAUCUAUGCUUGUAAAGAAUACAAAAGUUAAUUUUACCUACUAUAAUAUGACUGUCUGAAACUUAUUUUCUCUCUGAGAAAUAAAUGUUCUAAUGGGCAGUA
This is a messenger RNA of Homo sapiens (human), 6427 nucleotides long. It is a transcript of the gene BRPF3, whose product is annotated as bromodomain and PHD finger containing 3. The coding region runs from base 62 to 3496 and encodes 1144 amino acids. The transcript has 13 exons. Lineage: Eukaryota; Metazoa; Chordata; Mammalia; Primates; Hominidae. Gene Ontology annotation, cellular component: MOZ/MORF histone acetyltransferase complex; nucleus. The record is from RefSeq and is a predicted model, not a curated record.